This is a messenger RNA of Aureobasidium namibiae CBS 147.97, 1884 nucleotides long. RefSeq lists its product as uncharacterized. The transcript is spliced from 2 exons. Bases 1 to 1884 code for a protein of 627 amino acids. NCBI's taxonomy places the organism in Eukaryota, Fungi, Ascomycota, Dothideomycetes, Dothideales, Saccotheciaceae. The record is from RefSeq and is a predicted model, not a curated record. Gene Ontology annotation, cellular component: transcription factor TFIID complex. Gene Ontology annotation, biological process: DNA-templated transcription initiation.
AUGUCGCACAACAUGCCCUCGUCCCAGCAAAUUCCCCCACAGCUCCCUCAGCAUCAUCCACUGCCUCAGCAGCAGCCGCGACCAAUCUCCCACCCUCCACAGCAGUCGCAUCAGCCAAAUCCGCCCAUGCAGCCUGUUUCGCGUCCCUACUCGCCCUACCAGAACAAUGCAUCGCCUACUGGCAUCGCCCUACCUCCUGCCAAAAGACCACGCCUUUCACCCAACCCUCAGUCACCUCAUUCCGCACAGAGUCCAUACCCCCCGCCCCCUGCUCUGCCCGAAAGUCCGUAUGCCAGCUACUCGCCCAUGACUGCCGGAAGCCCUCCUGCUUUCAACACCCCUCAACCUUAUGCUCCCUCGCCUAUGCCCGGCGCCAUGGGCCCUCCUCCGCGUCCUACACAGGAAAAGGCCGAGAAAGAGGACAAGGAAAAGAUCACUGAUAUUAGCGACGUCACUGAUGUCUUCCAUGGUUCGGGUAUUGAUCUAAGAGAAGAGGAAAACUACAUGACGAGCACCUACAGAAAUGUGCACAAGAACCAGUCCUUCAACACCUCCUUCGGUUCCAACACGACGGUUGCUUCUCCAAACAAUAGCUUUGGUCUGGUUUCGCAGGGCAGCUUCGGAAGCCAGCCUGCCUUCGGAGGAAGCGGCCCCAUCUCCCGACCACCUGUAUCGCAAGAAUCUGUCAAGGAUGAGCUCGAUCAGAAGCACCGUGCCGCUGCACAUGCGCAUAACGAGAAACGUCAGCAACACUUGAAUGAUUCGUUUUUGCAAGCUAACAACAUCCGUCAUCGUAUGCACCGUAUUGCUUAUGAUCAAGGCGUUGCCCUUAAUGUCGAGGGGCUGUAUGACAAACUUCCCGAGCGGCCACAAGGUAUUCAAGGUGUCUCGGCGACCGGUCCUAACGGCACAGCUGCAGCCGUGAAAGCACAUGGCUUGCUUCAAGAGACGGCACCUCUGGCAGAAAUUCUCACCCUUGUAUCGCUUGCUGCGAACGAGAGAGUUCGUUCCUUGGUCGACGAAUCAUAUGCCAUUGCACGUGGUAGACGUUAUGGUAGCCAUGGAGUCGUUCCGCCAAGCUUGGCAGAUCUUGCAAUCGGUGAGGGUGAAUCAGCAGCUGUGGCUGAGGUACCACGUAUCACGAACUCGGCAUGGGAGAAGGUGCAGCAAGACAAUCUCGGUGACGCUGAAGGUGGUGUCAUCAAGGCACAAACACCCGAAAGCAAACCAUUACCGACGAAGGCUUUCCCCUCGGCCAUAUCUACACAUCUACUUGAGCUGGCGAAGAAAGACCGUGAUGCUGAGCGCGAACGUGUACGUAAGCGACAGGAACGUGCCAAGCGUGCAAACUCGACUGCAAAUGCCGAUGGUGUAAAUGGCAACGAUGCAACAUCUGGACCCGCAACACCUUCUGCAGCGAAUGCCAUGUCCUCCACGGACGCUUCUGGUGCUGCUCCAGAGAAGCCCAUGACCAAGAAGGAACGCGAACGACAGGCCAAGAUGGGCCAGACCGAGGAAGUCUUGCAUAAGAACUCCAACACGACCGCUGCUCUGCAAUUAGGCAUAGGCAAGAGGAAAAAAUACAGUUGGUUGACUGGUGGUGCUCCAGCGGCGCCUGUGAAUCCUUACAAGCAGACGCCCAAACCAACUUCUGCUAAUGCAGCAACAAAUGGCACUAGUGGUAGCAAGAACUCUUCGGCUGGCGGAAAUGGCACCGACAAGGCGCUACAGGUGCGUGAAAGGAAAUGGGGAAGUUGGAGAGAAGAUGGCGUAGAUGGCAGGGGCAUCCAGACAAGAGAUUGGGUUGUUGUACUCGAGAGAGACGGCAAGGAGAAGAAGGCGCUCCAGAAGAGUCUGCUGAAACUCGAAAGCUCGGAAGAGUGA